GUGGCAGUAUUUGGGCCUGGUGGCAACGUUGUGGGUAGAAGAAAUAUUUUCGCUCUUUGUAAAGUGUAAUAAACAAUUGAGCAAUUAAACAGCAAAAUGAGCACUAGCUAGUGAAAAUUACAGAGAAAUUGCAAAUAAUUAGGUAAAAGCAAAUUUGUAAAGCUGCAAAAUGCUUUCGCUGUUGCAAGAGAAGCGCCCGCUUAAGCGCACACGUCUCGGACCACCGGAUAUCUAUCCACAAGACGCUAAACAACGCGAGGACGAAUUGACGCCCACGAAUGUGAAACAUGGCUUUACAACGACGCCGCCGCUUUCCGAUGAGUUUGGAACGGCGCAUACUUCAAAUGUGAAUGCCAGCAAGGUUAGCGCGUUCUUUAGCGGUGUGCUGGCCAAAAAGGAGGAACUGAUGACGCUGCAAGAUACCGUGCGCAAGAAGCAGCAAAUCAAUUGUAAAGAUAACUUUUGGCCGGUUUCGCCGCGACGCAAAUGCACAGUGGAUGCUUGGUUUAAGGAUUUGGCCGGAAAUAAGCCGUUGCUGAGUCUGGCCAAACGGGCGCCGUCAUUCAAUAAGAAAGAGGAGAUAUUUAUAACGCUGUGCGAGAAUCAGGUCAACAUGCAGCGGGCCACAUGGUUCAUCAAGCUAAGUGCCGCCUAUACACUUAGUUUUUCCGAGUCGAAGAACAAAAAACGCAGCAUAUAUGAUCCAGCCGCUGAAUGGACGAGUAACAUGAUCAAGUUCAUGAAGGAGCUGCUGCCGAAGCUCCAGGAAUACUAUCAGCAGUCGCACGAUAAGAACGGAGUACAAGCGAACGGCAGCAGCAGCUCGGCCACCAACAACAGCACCAGUAGCAACAGCAAUGGCAGCGCCAAUAUCAGCAACAACAGCAGCAACUCGAAUAGCACCACAGGCAGUGCUAAUCCUAAUCUCAUACCAGUGCCAAGCAUGGCUAGCCCGUUGCCGCCUAUACACAGUCCGGCCAAUGGACAACCGGGUGCUGUUGGCAGCGGAGCAGUUGGAGGCGUGGUGCCUGGAGCCACUGCCACGCCAGGCACAGCACUGGCUACAUUGGGCGGCUCAGCAGCUGGAAGCGCCGCUGUGGCCAACGCUGGAGCCGUGCCGCCAGGCUCAAGCAUCUCGGGUAUUGGCAGUCAGUUUGAGGAUAGUCGCAAUGCAUUGAAAUACUGGAAGUAUUGCCAUCAGUUGAGUAAAUACAUGUACGAGGAAUCGCUGCUAGAUCGUCAGGAGUUUCUCAACUGGAUACUUGAUUUGCUGGACAAGAUGCGCACCCAGACCAGUUUCGAUGAGCCGUUAAAGAAGCUGGUGCUCAGCUUUGCUCUGCAAUACAUGCACGACUUUGUUCAGUCGGAGAGAUUGUGCCGCAAAAUGGCCAAUCUGGUGGCAAAGAAGCUGGCGCAGCUGCUCAAUGCGGCUGUGGAACAGCAGCAGCAGCAACAGGCGCUUAUCAAAACCCAACCCAUGGAUAUAGAUGCGCCGGAGGAGCAAUUGCUGCAGCAAGAGCAACAGUCAACGGUGGAUCCCUAUGAGCAGGCACUGCAGGAUUACAUGAACUGUCCACAUCAUCGGGAUAUUGUGCUCUAUCUGAGCACCAUAUUGCAGGUGAUUACAAUCGAGUGCCCAACGGCGUUGGUCUGGAGCGGCAUUGCCGCACAUCGUGCACCCUCGUCCUUGGUGGGCAGUCCUCUAGAUCAUCUGCCCUUGGCACCCUCUGUGCUGCCCAUGCCAUCACGCUGUCCACGCACCAAUCAGGAGCUGCGUCGUCAGCUGCGUGCCGCCGAGGCGGAUAUUGUCCUAAGGACGCAGCAUGCGGAGCAGCGUUGGUUCGCCUCCAAGUGGCUAAGUGCGGGAAAGAAUCAUUACACAAAUGUGCUGGCCACAUUGGAUCAUCUGGACACACAUUGCUUUGAUCGCAUGGAUCUGUGUAACUCAAUGGACACGCUCUAUGCGCACAUCUUCCCACCACAACCAUCACAGCAGGUGAGACGUCCCGAGGAUGAUCCCCAGCAGCAGCAGCAGCAACAACAACAGCGUCCGGCUUAUGAGCCCAAACAGGAUGCGGACACAGUGAGAAUACUGUGUGAAUGGGCUGUGUCCAGUCAGCGUUGGGGUGAGCAUCGUGCUGUGGUGGUCGCCAUAUUGCUGGAUAAGCGUCAGAUUGAUGUGACGAGCACGCCAGCAGAUAUGUGUGGCGACAAGGAGGACAAGGAUUCGCUAGCAUCUGGUGCGGGUCUAAUUGAUGGGCUACCCGUCUUUCAGCAUGUCCUAAUGCACUUCCUCGACCAUGAUGCUCCUGUGCUGGACGAGCACAACAGCAGCGCCCAACAGCGAACCGAAUUCACCAAUCUGGUGCAGCUUUUCAGCGCUCUCAUACGCCACGAUGUCUUCUCCCACAAUGCCUACAUGCACACGUUGAUUUCUCGCGGGGAUUUGCUGCUGGAAUCAACGCUGGUGCACAAGACGGCAACAAAGAGUUCUCCUCCGCCGCCGGCACCGCCUCCUCCCAGCAGCAGUGCCACAACCACACAUGGCUUUGAUGACGAUGGCUUUGGAGCGGGCAUUGGCAUUGACUUCAAGCACAAUGAGUUUGACGACUCCAAUGUGGACGAUGAUCUGGAUAAGCUGGUACAGAAUAUUAAGGAAAAGGGACAGCAACAUGAGGCGCCCGACAGUCCGAAGAUUGGGCCACCGGGUGAUGGUGAUGGUGGCGUCGAUACACCUGGUAGUGGCGGCAGCAUAUCCCGGCAUUAUGUGUACACCAAACAUUUUCCGAUACCACAGGAUGAUCCCAGCAUGUCAAGCUACAGCAGCGAGAGCAAUCAACGCUAUAUACUGCUCUUUGGCGUGGGCAAGGAGCGGGAUGAGAAGAAGCAUGCCGUCAAGAAGAUGUCCAAGGAGAUUGGCAAACUGUUUACCAAGAAGUUCAGCAUCGAUGUCGCCGAGGGUGGCAAAGUAAAGAAGCAUUCCCGCAACGAGUUCAACUUUGAGGCAACCACAGCCAAGUGCCAGCACAUGGCAUACUUUGAUCAGCAUGUGGUCACAGCCCAAUGUGCAGCCAAUGUCCUGGAACAGCUCAAUGGCUUUGCCUUGGGCAACAACAACUAUUUGCCGGUGCAGGAGCAUGUGGCAUUCCUCUUUGAUUUAAUGGAGCUGGCUCUCAACAUUUAUAGUUUGCUUGAACUGUGCGAUCAUCUGCUGAAGGAGCUGCCCGAGGUGGAGCAUCAGCUGCAGUUGAAAAAGUCCAACAUGGUCAGAGGUUACACCACCUCGUUGGCCCUUUAUAUUGUCAGCAUCUUGAGACGCUAUCAUAGCUGCCUUUUGUUGUCACCGGAGCAGACAGUGUCUGUCUUUGAGGGACUUUGUCGCACCAUCCGUCAUGUGAGUGAUCCCAGAGAAUGCAGCUCGGCGGAACGCUGCAUCCUUGCCUACCUCAGCGAUCUCCAUGAAUCCUGUGUCCUGCUCCAGGGCAAAGAACAAUCGGCCGAGUAUUAUCAACAGCUGAAAUGCAUCAAGCAGUUCAAGGAUAUUUUCAAUACGCCCGAACAGCUCAGCCUCGCACCACAGGGCUACAAUCCCCAGCUGCUGCAGGAGCUGUUUGUGGCGCCACGACGAGGUGGCAAAUUGGAACCUCACUGGCUGCGUCAGUUGCAUGAAUCCUCGGCGAAUGUGUAUAGUUUUGUGUCCAACGCCGUCAUCGCCGUCUGCCGGGAGACGGACAACGAGAGGCUCAACGAUGUGGCAUUGGCCUGUGCGGAGUUAACCGCCAGCUGCAAUGUCCUGUCGGAGGAAUGGAUUGCAGCCUUGCAGAGUUUAUGCAGUGGCAGCAAGAGUCCACGUUAUCCGCAUCUUGGCGGACAGGUGGACAUUGGCCAGGGCAAGACGCACAACGCGUUAGCCGUCUUUGUGUGCAUCCUCGUGGCACGACAUUGCUUUUCUCUGGCGGAUUUCGUCAGUAAAUUUGCACUGCCGACACUGGCGCGCUCGGUAAGCGGCGCCGGAGGAGGAGAGCUGAGUGUGGACGCCGAGGCGGGCGCCCGUCUUACCUGCCACUUGGUGCUGAAGCUGUUCAAGACACUGGAAAUUCCCCAACCAGGCAUGUACUCGGUGAGCACAUCGCCCAAUCCUCUGCAUGCUGUGGGCAGCGAUUUUAGUAUACGUCUGAGCUGUGAUCGUCAUCUGCUGGUGGGUGCCCACAAGACCAUACCCAUUGCUGCAGUGCUGGCCGUGCUCAAGGCCAUACUCAUUGUGGUGGAUAAUGCGGCAUUGAAGACGCCCUUGGCUGCCAGUGGAUUGGGCUCUUCUGGCAGUGGUGGCGCCUUUGGGAGCGGCAAACGCAGUGGCUUUAAUACGCCCGUUCAUCCCGGCAGCACGCCCAAAAGCAACGAGCAACGUCCGGCGGAUCUCAGCCAGAUCCUGGGCACAAGUGAUUUACAGCUGGGCAGCCUCGGCAGCGAACAGGAGUCACUGCAGCAGACGACGGGCAGCAGUUUGGCUGGAAAUGAACAAAUCUCGCUUCUGGAGUUUGCUCAAGCUGUGCUUAAACAAAUCUGCGCCCAGGAGCAUGUCUUGGAGCGUUGUCUGAAGAAUGCCGAGCAGCUGUGCGACAUGAUAAUAGAUGAGAUGCUGACCGCCAAGCAGGCGCAGCGUGUGCUCCACAUGAUCUGCUAUCCGGAGGCGGAGUUCAACAUCAUUUCCGAACUGGAUCAGCGAUCGAUGAUUGUAAGGAUUUUGGAGCACUUGGAUCAGUGGACCUUGCGCAUAUCUUGGCUGGAUUUACAGCUCAUGUAUCGACAAUCGCUCAGCACGAAUACGGAGCUUAAUGUGUGGCUCGACACGGUUGCUCGGGCGGCCAUCGAUGUAUUCAACAUGGAGGAGGUGACGCUACCAGGUGCGCUGAAGGCCACACAUAAACCCAAACCCUCCACAUGGCUUGUGGCGCCAUUAAUAGCAAAACUAACGCCCGCCGUGCAGGGACGCAUUUUACGGGUGGCCGGACAAGUGCUCGAGAGCAUGAACUACUUCUCCAAGGUGCCCAAGUCGGAUUGUAACAGCUCCGGCAGCGGCGAUGAGCGCGAGAAGAGCAACAGUUGCCACAGCAGCAACAGUUACGGCGGCAACGGCAGCCUGACAGCUCGCAACAAGAAGAUGCCACUCAACUACCAACCGUUUUUGGGUCUGAUACUCACCUGUCUGAAGGGACAGGAUGAGUAUAAGGAGAAUCUGCUUGUCUCACUCUACUCACAGCUUUCCCAGUGUCUACAAUCCUUUGCGGAGCUGGAUACCAUUGGCGGAAUCGAUGAACCGCAGGCGCGUGAGGAAAUCUUGGAUGCACUACAGCUGCGCUUUUCUUUGGUGGGUGGCAUGUUCGAUGCCAUCCAAAAGAACAGCACACCCACCACAGAUUGGGCCAUUCUGUUGGCCCAGUUGGUGUGUCAAGGUGUCGUGGAUCUGAGUUGCAAUCGGGAGCUGUUUACGACUGUCGUGGAUAUGCUGGCCACGUUGGUUCACUCGACACUUGUCUCCGACAGUCAGUCGGAGCGGGAUGACAAGAAACUCUAUCUCAAUCUGAUGAAGAAACUCAAGAAGGAAAUUGGCGAGAAGAACAAUGCAUCGAUACGUGUCAUCAGACAAUUGCUGCCACUCUACAAGCAACCCACAGAGGUAAUUGCCUGUGAGCAUGCGGGUAUGGACACCAAGGGCAACAAGAUUUGUGACAUGGACAAGAAACAGCUGCGCAUUUCGGAUAAACAACGCAUCAGCGUCUGGGACAUACUCGAGGGUCACAAGAAUCCAGCACCAUUGUCUUGGGUGUGGUUCGGUGCCGUCAAACUGGAACGCAAGCCACUCACCUACGAGGAGGCGCAUCGUAAUCUCAAAUAUCAUACGCACAGUCUGGUCAAGCCCAGUAGUUAUUACUAUGAACCCUUGCCACUGCCACCGGAGGAUAUUGAGCCUGUGCCGGAGAAGAUAUGCAUUAAGGAUGAAAUGAUGAAGGCGGAUACGCCCUCUUCAGUGGAUCAGUCGCCUAGCGCUGUGGUAGGCACCGGACGUGGACGUGGCAAAGGCACCACGACGCGUAAACGCAAGCCGAAGAAUCCGAAGACGCCGCCCGUGGUCAACACGCAACAGCAGCAGCCACAGCUAGCGCCGCAGCCACAACAACCGCCCAAUGCACAGCAGCAACAACAAAUGCAACAGCAGCAGCAUAUGCAACAGCAAAUGCCGCCGAAUCAAAUGGGACAGAUGCCCAUGAAUAUGCAGAUGAACAUGCAGCAGUUUGGACCGAAUGCCAUGAUGCAGCAGCAGAAUGCAUUGAUGCAGCAGCAGCAGCAGCAGCAACAACAGCAGCAACAAAUGCAACAAAUGGCGCCCAAUCAAAUGCAACAGCAGUUAAACGUGGGCGGAAAUGGACAGCCGAAUGCGCAGAUGAAUUUCAUGCAGGGUCCUGGACCAGGUGGACCACAAGGCAUGCCAGGACAACAGCAGCCGCAACAGCAAUGGCAUAAUGCACCGCAGCAGCAGCAGCAACAGCCACAGCAGCAUCACAAUCAGUAUCAAUAUCAACAGAAUAUGCAGAUGAAUCGCAUUGAAAGGCCUACAUUGACUACAAAUUCGAAGCAAGCCUUAACCCAGAUGCUGCGAUUGCGACAUCCUGGUUCAUACCCGCAGCAGCAACAACAACAACCACCUGGUGGCUUUAAUCCCAUGCAGCAGCAACCGCCUCAGCAGCAACAGGUGCCGCAGCAGCAGCAGCAGCAAAUGAAUGCACAACAAAUGCGACAACAACAGCAGAUGAAUACACAACAGAAUCCACAGACAGCAGCUGCAUUUAAUGCCAUGCAACAACAGCAACCGAAUGUGCAACAGCAGCAGCAGCAAAUGAAUCCCAAUCAGCAGCUGCAACAGCAGCAGCAACAACAACAACAGCAGCAACAGCAGCAAUUCUUACGUGGCAACAUGCGCGCCAUGGCGCCAAAUCAAAUGGGUGGCAUGAAUAUGGUGGGUCAGGGCAUGCCACAGAAUCCAAUGAUGCAGCAGCAGCAGAUGGGUCAAGGCAUGGUGGGCAUGGCCAAUCCAAAUGCCAAUCCCAUGAUGCAGGGAGGCGGUGCUGGCGGCAAUGGCGGUGUUGGAGUAGGCGUCGGAGUUGGCGUUGGGGCUGUUGGCAAUAAUCCAAACAUGGGCAUGGGUGGCAUGCCACAACAGGGCAUGAUUCCGCAGCAACAGCAGUUCCAAAACUUUCAAAAUCAGUAUCAGCAGCAGCAACAACAGCCAGGCAUGCAGCAGCAAUCUGGUGGCGCCGGAGGAGUUGGUGUUGGCGUGGGAAUGGCACCAAAUCAACAGCAACAACAACAAGCUGGACUCAUGGGAAAUUUCAAUCCUCAGAUGCAGCAGGCACAACGCAAUAAUCCCGAUUUUAUGGCUGCAGCGGUGGCAGUUCAACAGCAGCAACAACAACAACAACAGCAGCAACAACAACAACAACGAGGUGUGCCAGGUGGCAUGAUGGCAAACAAUCGCGGCCAAUACAUGAAUCAAGCGCCCAAUGUGACAAUGACGAACAUGAUGGGACCUGGACCAGGUGGCGUGGGCGUCGGAGUUGGUCAGGUGCCACCCUAUGCACGCCAGCAACCAACCGGUGGCGGCAAACCAGGCGUACUUCCAACACAACAACAAUUCCAACAUCAGCUGCGUCAUCAGCAGAUGAUGCAAAUGCAGGGCAUGGGCGGUGGUGGCAUGGGCGGCGGACCACAGGCAGGCGGUGGUGCAGGUGCUGGCGGCGGUGGCGGCAUGGUCCAGCAACAGCAGACCAUGAAUCAACAGCAGACACCCAAUCUUGUGGCACAGCUGCAGCGACAGAUGCCAAAUCAGCCGAAUAUGAUGGGACAGCAGCAGCAGUAUCAGCAUCAACCGCCACCCUAUUAGAUAGUAUAUACAUAUAUAGUUGUAGUACUUAAGGCUUUCUCUAAUGUACGAAUAUUUAUCGAUGCUAAUUGCGAAAUAAACUAAUUUUAUUUUCAAA
Messenger RNA from Drosophila innubila, 8036 nucleotides. RefSeq names its product mediator of RNA polymerase II transcription subunit 12 (gene kto). NCBI's taxonomy places the organism in Eukaryota, Metazoa, Arthropoda, Insecta, Diptera, Drosophilidae. The record is from RefSeq and is a predicted model, not a curated record. The transcript is spliced from 8 exons. Gene Ontology annotation, biological process: regulation of transcription by RNA polymerase II. Gene Ontology annotation, cellular component: mediator complex. Gene Ontology annotation, molecular function: transcription coactivator activity. Bases 170 to 7939 code for a protein of 2589 amino acids.